This is a messenger RNA of Dipodomys spectabilis (banner-tailed kangaroo rat), 2061 nucleotides long. RefSeq names its product basic proline-rich protein-like. The record is from RefSeq and is a predicted model, not a curated record. Lineage: Eukaryota; Metazoa; Chordata; Mammalia; Rodentia; Heteromyidae. The coding region runs from base 1 to 2061 and encodes 686 amino acids. The transcript has a single exon.
AUGGCUCCGGUGGCUGCCUGGGAGGCGGUGCCCGCACAUCCGCGCUCACCCCAACCGCCAGCCACAGGAGAGCUGGUCCGCUCGCAGUGUCCCCAGGGGGAGAGGCCUUCUGUCCCGUCCCCAGGUGCUGUUCCCCUGCGCCACCAGAAAACCAGCACGAGGUCCUUACUGCGACCACUCGCUGGCCGCGUCACUCCACACCGCUGCACACAAGCGGGGACACGCGGAGGCCGGGACCGGAGUGCAGGGCCGCCCGCGCGCCCUGCGCCGCCCGCCCGCGCGCCCUGCGCCUGCCGCCCGCCCGUGCGCCCUGUGCCUGCGGCCCGCGCGCCCUGCGCCUGCCGCCCGCCCUGCGCCUGCUGCCCGCCCUGUGCCUGCUGCCCGCCCCGCGCGCCCUGUGCCUGCGGCCCGCGCGCCCUGCGCCUGCCGCCCGCCCGCGCGCCCUGUGCCUGCGGCCCUCGUGCCCUGCGCCGCCCGCCCGCCCUGCGCCUGCUGCCCGCGCGCCCUGUGCCUGCCGCCCGCGCGCCCUGCGCCGCCCACGUGCCCUGUGCCUGCCGCCCGCGUGCCCUGCGCCUGCCGCCCGCGCGCCCUGCGCCGCCCGCCCACGCGCCCUGUGCCUGCUGCCCGCUCUGCGCCUGCCGCCCGCCCGCGCGCCCUGCGCCUGCCUCCCGCCCGCGCGCCCUGCGCCUGCCGCCCACCCGCCCUGCGCCUGCCGCCCGCGUGCCCUGCGCCGCCCGCCCGCCCUGCCCCGCCCGCCCGCCCGCCCUGCGCCUGCCGCCCGCGCGCCCUGUGCCUGCCGCCCGCGUGCCCUGCGCCGCCCGCCCGCCCGCGCGCCCUGCGCCUGCUGCCCGCCCGCGUGCCCUGCGCCGCCCGCCCGCGUGCCCUGCGCCUGCCGCCCGCGUGCCCUGCGCCUGCCGCCCGCCCGCCCGCCCGCGUGCCCUGCGCCUGCCGCCCACGCGCCCUGCGCCUGCUGCCCGCCCGCGUGCCCUGCGCCGCCCGCCCGCGUGCCCUGCGCCCUGCCGCCCGCGUGCCCUGCGCCUGCCGCCCGCACCGCCCCGCCCGCGUGCCCUGCGCCGCCCGCCCACGCGCCCUGUGCCUGCUGCCCGCCCGCCCUGCGCCUGCCGCCCGCCCGCGCGCCCUGUGCCUGCGGCCCUCGUGCCCUGCGCCGCCCGCCCGCCCUGCGCCUGCUGCCCGCCCGCCCCGCGCGCCCUGUGCCUGCGGCCCUCGUGCCCUGCGCCGCCCGCCCGCCCUGCGCCUGCUGCCCGCGCGCCCUGUGCCUGCCGCCCGCGCGCCCUGCGCCGCCCACGUGCCCUGUGCCUGCCGCCCGCGUGCCCUGCGCCUGCCGCCCGCGCGCCCUGCGCCGCCCGCCCACGCGCCCUGUGCCUGCUGCCCGCUCUGCGCCUGCCGCCCGCCCGCGUGCCCUGCGCCUGCCUCCCGCCCCGCGCGCCCUGCGCCUGCCGCCCGCCCCGCGCGCCCUGCGCCUGCCUCCCGCCCGCCCUGCGCCUGCCGCCCGCGUGCCCUGCGCCGCCCGCCCGCCCUGCGCCGCCCGCCCGCCCGCCCUGCGCCUGCCGCCCGCGCGCCCUGUGCCUGCCGCCCGCGUGCCCUGCGCCGCCCGCCCCGCCCGCGCGCCCUGCGCCUGCUGCCCGCCCGCGUGCCCUGCGCCGCCCGCCCGCGUGCCCUGCGCCUGCCGCCCGCGUGCCCUGCGCCUGCCGCCCGCCCGCCCGCCCGCGUGCCCUGCGCCUGCCGCCCACGCGCCCUGCGCCUGCUGCCCGCCCGCGUGCCCUGCGCCGCCCGCCCGCGUGCCCUGCGCCUGCCGCCCGCGUGCCCUGCGCCUGCCGCCCCGCCCGCCCGCCCGCGUGCCCUGCGCCGCCCGCCCACGCGCCCUGUGCCUGCUGCCCGCCCGCCCUGCGCCUGCCGCCCGCCCCGCGCGCCCUGCGCCGCCCGCCCGCCCGCGCGCCCUGCGCCUGCCGCCCGCCCGCGCGCCCGCCCGCGCGCCCUGCGACUGCGCCACAGCCCGUCAACACCCAGCGCCAGCCCGCGUCUGUGCUCUUCGCACACUGA